Molecule: messenger RNA, 534 nt
Organism: Closterium sp. Yama58-4
Lineage: Eukaryota; Viridiplantae; Streptophyta; Zygnematophyceae; Desmidiales; Closteriaceae
Source: the annotation of a GenBank genome assembly
AUGACGUUCCGAAGGGAAAUGAGCCGUGACGCUGCGGCUGCUUCAGAAGAGGAACGGCAGGAAGAGGAACUACAGGGGGAGGAGAGGCAGGGGGAAGGAAUGCAGGGAGAAGGGAGGCCAGGAGAGGGGCUCGCGGUGAGGGACAACGACAGGAGAGACGCUGAGAUGGGCAAGAGCGGAAGGGUGGCUAAAAUGAGGGGAGAAGGAAGAACGGAGGCCUCUGGAAGAAUGGGAGGGGUGGAAGGGGUGGUGGUGAUCAGAGGCCGAGAGAGCAUCGUCAUCCCUGCAGAGGAGUGGUAUGCUUUGAGAGCCAACAGGUUGACAGUCAGCGCAUUUGAGAAGGCCGUGGGGUUCUAUCCCGGGGGGAGGCAGCAGCUGUGGGAGGAGAAGGUGGGGCUGAGGGCGCCGUUUGCCGGGAAUGAGGCGACUGCGUGGGGGCAGGGGAGGGAGGAGGAGGCUCUGAUGGAGUAUGAACGGCUCACAGGGGGGCGGGUCGAGCAUAGGUCGUUCCUAGUGAGGGUGUGUGUAGGGUAG